AUUUUAUCCUUCCUGGUCCAUGAACAUUCAUUUUAUGAUGUAAAAUAUUCUAGACCGUUCAACAAAUUUGCAUAGUGAAUACAAAUAUGGCAUCUUCUAGCACAGUAAUAUGUGGUGUUUGUGAGUCGCAGCACAUGACAACAAAGGCAGACUUCUGGUGCCCUGAAUGUGACGAAGGAUUGUGUUCCCAAUGUCUAAAGCAUCACAAUGCAUCAAAAGGCACACGUAACCAUGGAGUUAUACCUGUCGACAACUAUAAACAAUUACCUAUGUCGAUAGUCAAUAUAUCACAACACUGUUCACAGCAUGACAGAAAAUUUCAGAAUUAUUGUCCCCAUCAUGAAAGUCUCUGUUGUCCACUGUGUAUUCAGUCCAACCAUGCUAGCUGCGUUGGGAUAUUAUCGCUGGAGAAUGUCAUACAGACAGCAAAGACUUCAGUCUUAUUAGAAAGUCUUGAUAAAAAUCUGAAAUAUAUCAAACUGAAUAUCGAGACGGUUGUUAAAGAUCGGAAACAAAAUCUUGUGGAAAUCCAGAAACAAAGGCAGAAAUGGUAUGAUGAAAUAAAACAGGUCCGUAAUAAAAUUAACGAACACCUUGACACCCUAGAACAACGAAUACUUCUGGAUCUAUAUGCUGCCGAAAAGAAAGUUAUAUCACAAAUUGAGGACUUGCUAGGAAAACUUGCUCAAAAUACAGAAAAUGUGAAUUCAAUGGAAAUUAAUAUAUCAGCCAUCAAAGAUUAUGCUUCAGACCUUCAGGCAUUUUUAGGGAGUAAAAUGAUUGAAACAGAAAUUCAAAAAUAUGAAAUAUAUAUGCAGUCUUUAUUUGACGAUGGAAGUUCGCGGAAGAUAGACAUCAACUGUAAAAUUGCAGACAAGAUAACCGAUCUAUUGUCAACUGUUACUUCACUAGGUUCAAUAUCCAUCGAAUCAAACUCUCCAUUGGUGGUUCUGAAGACAGGGAAAGAAAUACAAGCACAGACAAGGUCUUUGCAGCACGUACCACUUUCAACUAUUAAUGAUAUAACAAUGACGUUAGAAAGUAAAUUCAUUUUUUCUGGUAUCACCGGAUGUUCCAUAUUUUCUACUGGAGACAUCAUUCUAAUAGACCACGGCAAUUAUCGUCUGUUGAUUUUAAAGAAAGAUGGAACAUUGAAGAGUGACAUACCUAUGUUACCUAAAGACCCUGUAGAUGUUACCUGUAUCAAUGACAAGACAGUCGCUGUUUCUUUUCCUUAUUCAAAACAAAUACAAAUCAUAAAAGUUUCAACUAUAAUAGUUGAACGCACAAUAAAAACGGCCGGUAGUUGCUACGGUUUAUGUUACUCAGAUGGCUAUUUGUUGUGCUGUGAGUAUCGCAGAGGUAUUCAGAAAGUAAAUAUGUCAGACAAUUGUUCUUCUACUUUGGUUAAAGACAACACUUUGUCCAGCUGGAGUUAUGUAGCAACAUCUAAAGACAAGAUAGUUUACACCAAUAGCUCACAACAUACAGUAACAUGCUGCUCGUUGGCUGGAGAGAAGAUGUGGGAAUACAAGGAUCAAUCGGUUCGUUCUCCGCAAGGGAUAUCUGUUGAUAAAGACUCCAACGUUUAUAUUGCUUCAACUGGUAACAAUAAUAUUAUUGUAUUGUCGUCAGACAGAAAACAAGCAAGAAAGCUGCUUGGAAAAGAUGACGGAAUUAGUAAGCCUUAUGGACUCGCAUUUGGUAUAAAGGAAGAAAAUUUAUUAGUUGGAAAUACUAAUGGACCUUCAUUAUACAGACUGAGUUAGGACUAAAGUGAUGAUUAUGUAGUUAAAAUCUGUCUGAAAUCUAUCGAAAUGACAAACAUUAAAGAGUAUAAAUCAAA
Mytilus californianus (California mussel) is the source of this 1846-nucleotide messenger RNA. RefSeq lists its product as uncharacterized. Lineage: Eukaryota; Metazoa; Mollusca; Bivalvia; Mytilida; Mytilidae. The coding region runs from base 87 to 1769 and encodes 560 amino acids. Gene Ontology annotation, molecular function: zinc ion binding. The transcript is spliced from 2 exons. The record is from RefSeq and is a predicted model, not a curated record.